AUGAGAAAGUCGCGUGACCGUUUAAUUUUAGUUAUCACCAUAUUUGCUAUAUCCAGAUCAGCUACUUCCGCGUCGUCGACUGCUUCAACGUUCUCAUCGACUCAAAAAUUAGACACAACAACAAAAAAUGAUGAGACGUAUACCUCUUCCCAAUCUACUGUUUCUUUUUCAACUGAUAUUCCAACAACAACUAGUGGUAUAGACACCACAGUUGAACCAACAAGUAUGAUAUCAUCUACUGAAUCUGGUACAACCACGGGCGAUUUAUCAACGACAACUGCAGCAUCUGAUACAUCAGUCGAUGAUCUAAGCACAACUACCACAGGUGAUAUUGACUUUACAACAUCAGAUGAUCUUGAGCCGUCCACAACUGAUUUAGAGACAACUUCAAGUGAACAAAUAACAACGGAAACUUCUACACAAUUUACAGAUCUAACCACAUCAGUCGCUGCCGAAACAACAACGACUUCUUUAAUUUCAUCUAGAGCAUCUACAGGUAUGUCAACAACAGUCGACCAGGAUACUACCAUAGGUGAAUCGACUACAAUUACAGACUCCCCCACAACAUCAACACAACCAGAUCUAACAACGUCGUCGCUAGGGAAAGAAACAACUAGUAUAGCUUCAGGUCAAUUAUGCCAAACAAGAGACGAGUUUGAGCAAGAUGACGUCAGAAAUUAUGUCAUUAUUGCAUUAAGCGUUGCUCUUGGUACUAUGAGCAUCUGUGUGAUGAUAUGGUGUGUUAUAUCAAGAUUGUUUGUGAAUGUGAAGAAAACUAUGAUAUCUGCAGGCACACAAACAGAUUUCUUUAUUUCAAAGGAAAUUUAUGUUCGUCCUUUGCCUCCAAUAGAUACACACAUGAAGAAGUCAAAUCCCUUUAUAAAUAUAGACAGGAAUACAUGUGAAGACAAAAAAUAUCCGAUGGAUGUUCGCGUUGAUAUAGAUCCCGAUAACCCCCCUUUCGAUAAUAAAUUGGAUAUUUUUUCCGAAUGUGAAUGUAGAAAAGUUAAAAAAGACGAAAAAAUUAAGGAAUGCAGAGAAUAUGAUGGGUUGCUUUCACAAUUAGUAGCAGAACCGACCGAGAGGUCAUGUAUGUCGAACGAGGAUAUAAAAUCCACUGACACAGAUCUUUUAUCAGAAGACAUGAACAUACUGGAUUCUGAAGAAUUCUUUAAUCUCAUUUUCGUUAGUGAGUAUCCAAUAAUGGAAAAUCCAGACUCAUUGGCUUCAAUUACUGGACUUCCCCGAUCAGUGUCUAAUUCUGAUUCAAUUUCUUCGUUUGAUAAAAUAAAAGAAAGAAGAGAUGUAGUACACGACAUUUCCGGAAUAGACAAUGAAAAGGAUGAAGGAUCUAAAUCUAAGACAAAUGUGAUUGGAGCAAGUAUGAAAAAUAAAAAGCCAUCGUUUCAAACUAACCAUUGUUUAAAUGAUGAAGAACCGUUUGAAGAGACAAUAAAUUUAGAUACUGACGAAACAAAGCAAACAAUGCGUCACGUGACAUUUGCAGAACCUAAAGAACAAAUUUUGAAUCACAGCUUAAACUGUCAAGAAGUCGAUCAAGAAGAUUGUGUAGUCACCUUGGUAAGUCCUAAAUACAGUAGAUUAGAAAACUCAGAGACAAACACUGUCGAAAUAACUGAUUCAUCAAGCCCAGGAAAAUUGAGUAUCAGUAGGAAAUGGAAAAAGGUUCACAAGAACAGAGAAAUAAAUACUGACGUCAUAAAAACUUUACCAUUGUCACAAAUUCAAAAGAAAUAUCUGGUUACAUAUGGCAUUAUAUCAAAUGAAUGUAGUACCAAUUCUGACAUUAAAAUGACGAAGUCGUUAAGAAAAAUAAUAGCAAGAAAAACACUAAAAAUAAAAGCAAACUCAAAAAAGAAAUGGUCUCUGCCAAAACCUGAACUCAAGUUUCAAAGUGAACCGUACAGUAGUUUGUAUUCUCGACUGUCACAUUUUGAAACUUGAUAUGUAUAGAUAGUCAAGGUAAAAACUUUGGUGAAACUUUCGUAAACAUAAUGCUGUUAUGUAUGUAAACUGAAAGUUAUUUAUAUAUGGCAUUAAUGUUAUUAAUUUGAAAAUGAGAAGAAGAUUUAAGGCCGUUUAAUUUUUGUUGUUAUUGCAAGUGUGCUAGGAUUUAAUAACGUAUACUAACAAAAUAUUAUUCCGUAAACAAAUUUACAUUAUUAAGUACAUGUAGAUUUUAAUACUAUUAAUCAAGUAUUUGGUGU
Messenger RNA from Ruditapes philippinarum (Manila clam), 2228 nucleotides. RefSeq lists its product as uncharacterized. The record is from RefSeq and is a predicted model, not a curated record. The transcript has 4 exons. The coding region runs from base 1 to 1965 and encodes 654 amino acids. NCBI's taxonomy places the organism in Eukaryota, Metazoa, Mollusca, Bivalvia, Venerida, Veneridae.